Messenger RNA from Miscanthus lutarioriparius, 207 nucleotides. The record is from the annotation of a GenBank genome assembly. Lineage: Eukaryota; Viridiplantae; Streptophyta; Magnoliopsida; Poales; Poaceae.
AUGAAGGCGCCGCCGGGCCUGUGCGCGGCGUGCUGCAAGAAGGUGGGGCUCACGGGGUUCGUGUGCCGAUGCGGGAAGACGUUCUGCGGGAGCCACCGGUACGCGGAGGAUCACGGCUGCAGCUUCGACUUCAAGGGCGCCAGCCGUGACGCCAUCGCCCGCGCCAACCCGGUCAUCAAGGCGGAGAAGUUGACUGGCAAGAUCUGA